Ilex paraguariensis (yerba mate) is the source of this 1595-nucleotide messenger RNA. The record is from the annotation of a GenBank genome assembly. NCBI's taxonomy places the organism in Eukaryota, Viridiplantae, Streptophyta, Magnoliopsida, Aquifoliales, Aquifoliaceae.
CUCUCUCUAUAUAUAUAUAUGCACUGAUACACAUAUACAUAUAUAUACUUAUUGUCGUUACAUAUCGAUUUCAAUCUUCAAUAAUGGCCGAAGAACCAGUACAAGAAUCUUCGACUUCGAAUGCAGCACCGUUGGGUCACUUGGUGAUCCCAAUGGCGAACAGGCUGCAGGACAUCUUCGCACAGAUCGGAAGCCAGUCGACGCUCGAGCUACCUCAGGUGGCCGUCGUCGGGAGCCAAAGCAGCGGCAAAUCGAGCGUUUUGGAGGCUUUGGUUGGCCGUGACUUUUUGCCGAGGGGUUCGGAUAUUUGUACUAGGAGGCCCUUAGUUUUGCAGCUCCUCCAGACGAAGAGAAAGGCAGAUGGGGCUGAGGAGGAGUAUGGAGAGUUCUUGCAUCUUCCGGGAAAGAGGUUUUCUGAUUUCAGUGAUAUUCGGAGGGAAAUUCAGGCUGAGACAAAUAGGGAAGCUGGAGGAAACAAAGGUGUUUCAGACAAACAGAUUCGUCUAAAGAUUUUUUCACCGAACGUCCUUGAUAUUACCCUGGUGGAUUUGCCGGGUAUAACAAAGGUUCCUGUUGGUGAUCAGCCUUCUGAUAUUGAAGCACGGAUUAGAACGAUGAUAAUGUCAUAUAUUAAACUACCAAGCUGUUUAAUAUUAGCUGUUACGCCAGCAAAUUCUGACUUAGCAAACUCAGAUGCUCUUCAAAUUGCUGGAAAUGCUGAUCCAGAUGGUUAUCGAACAAUUGGUGUAAUCACAAAGUUGGAUAUUAUGGAUAGGGGUACUGAUGCCCGCAAUUUUCUGCUUGGAAAAGUUAUUCCCCUUCGACUCGGUUAUGUAGGUGUUGUGAAUCGUAGCCAAGAGGAUAUUGCGAAUAACCGGACCAUUAGGGAUGCACUUGUUGCUGAGGAGAAUUUCUUUCGCAGUCGUCCAGUGUACAAUGAUCUUGCUGAUCGUUGUGGUGUACCCCAGUUGGCAAAGAAGUUGAACCAAAUUCUGGUGCAGCAUAUCAUGUCAGUGCUUCCAGGGUUGAGGUCUCGUCUUAGUGCUGCACUGGUUUCUGUUGCAAAAGAGCAUGCUAGCUUUGGAGAAAUCACAGAAUCAAAGGCUGGUCAGGGAGCUCUUCUACUGAACAUACUUUCGAAAUAUUCUGAAGCUUUCUCUUCAAUGAUAGAGGGGAAAAAUGAAGAGAUGUCAACAUCUGAGUUGUCCGGUGGAGCAAGAAUCCAUUAUAUCUUCCAGAGUAUAUUUGUGAAGAGUUUGGAGGAUGUGGACCCAUGUGAGGGUUUAACUGAUGAUGACAUCCGAACAGCCAUUCAGAAUGCAACUGGUCCUAAAUCUGCGCUAUUUGUUCCAGAAGUGCCAUUUGAAGUUCUAGUUCGAAGACAAAUAGCUCGAUUAUUAGAUCCAAGUCUGCAGUGUGCCAGAUUUAUUUAUGAGGAGUUAAUAAAGAUGAGCCAUCACUGUAUGGUCAAUGAAAUGCAGCGGUUUCCUGUUCUAAGAAGACGCAUGGAUGAGGUUAUAGGGAACUUUUUGCGGGAGGGCCUUCAACCAUCAGAGACGAUGAUUGGGCAUAUUAUUGAAAUGGAGGUAUGCUGA